CAAAAAACGGUAGUUUCAGAUGCGCAUUUUGACUCCUAUUGAAAUCAAACCCCAUCAUUUACAAUUCACAUCCCUCAAAACCCUAAUUUCAAAUCUUCCCCAAAUCGUAACUCACAAAUCAUGUACAGCAACUUCAAAGAGCAAGCAAUCGAGUACGUAAAACAAGCCGUGCAAGAAGACAAUGCCGGCAAUUACGCCAAGGCCUUCCCUUUAUACAUGAACGCUCUCGAAUACUUCAAGACCCAUCUCAAAUACGAGAAGAAUCCCAAGAUCAAGGAGGCUAUUACGGCGAAAUUCACCGAGUAUUUGCGUCGGGCGGAGGAGAUUCGGGCGGUUCUUGAUGAUGGCGGAAACGGGUCGGGUCAGAAUGGGGGUGGGGAUGGGGGAAAUGGGUCAGUGGUGGCGAAGCCGAAAGCGAAAGGGGGAGGUGGGGAAGGGGGGAAUGGGGAGGGGGAGGAUCCGGAGCAGGUGAAGCUGAGAGCGGGGUUGAAUUCUGCGAUUAUUAGGGAGAAACCGAAUGUUAAGUGGAAUGAUGUUGCGGGGUUGGAAAGUGCGAAGCAGGCGUUGCAGGAGGCGGUUAUUUUGCCUGUUAAGUUCCCGCAGUUUUUUACGGGAAAAAGAAGGCCAUGGAGAGCUUUUCUUUUAUACGGGCCUCCUGGAACUGGGAAGUCAUACUUAGCUAAGGCUGUUGCAACUGAAGCAGAUUCUACAUUUUUCAGUAUUUCUUCUUCGGAUCUGGUUUCUAAGUGGAUGGGUGAAAGUGAGAAAUUAGUAUCAAAUCUUUUCCAAAUGGCUCGUGAUAGUGCUCCUUCUAUCAUCUUUAUUGAUGAAAUAGAUUCUUUGUGUGGGCAACGUGGAGAAGGCAAUGAAAGUGAAGCUUCCAGACGCAUUAAAACUGAACUUCUUGUGCAAAUGCAGGGUGUUGGGACAAAUGAUGAGAAAGUCCUUGUUCUUGCAGCUACAAAUACACCCUAUGCUUUGGACCAGGCUAUUAGGCGAAGAUUUGACAAACGUAUAUACAUUCCCCUUCCAGAAGGAAAAGCACGACAACACAUGUUCAAGGUGCAUUUGGGAGAUACCCCCCAUGAUUUGACAGAAAGUGAUUUCGAAAUCUUGGGUCAUAAAACAGAAGGGUUUUCUGGUUCUGAUAUCUCAGUUUGUGUCAAAGAUGUCCUCUUUGAACCUGUUCGGAAAACCCAAGAUGCCAUGUUUUUCGUUGGAUUAAAUGAUGGUACUUGGGUACCAUGUGGACCAAAGCAGCGGGGCGCUGUUCAAACAACAAUGCAGGAUCUUGCUGCCCGAGGACUUGCUGCAAAGAUUGUUCCACCUCCUAUAUCAAGAACAGAUUUUGAUAAGGUCCUUGCUAGGCAGAGGCCUACGGUGAGCAAAUCUGACCUUGAUGUACAUGAGAGAUUCACUACAGAGUUUGGGGAGGAAGGCUGAGCAGCUGAAUCACACCAACAUAUGUAAUCACAGAGGUUGAAGAAAUCAAAAAGUUGGUGGAAUAGAAGAUAUAUCUUAUGUAAGUUAUAAUUUCAUCCAUUUUACUGGAUUUUGGGACAUCUACCAAAAGCUUUCCUCAAGCAGAGGUAUACUAUGAGGCAUCUGCGACUUUGCAUUUUAUGAUUCUGCCUAGAGGGAGGGAUUCCAAGUUGUAUUUAACUCUUCCCCAUGUGCUUGUUUUAUCACUGUAAAAAAGCGUUGCAGUUGGUGUUGUUGAAUCUGAUGAAUUUAUGCUAAUCUCUAUAGUUGACCAAGCACUUGAUCAUCUUAAGCCGAUUUGAUUGUUGAUA
Messenger RNA from Daucus carota subsp. sativus, 1793 nucleotides. Its product is annotated as protein SUPPRESSOR OF K(+) TRANSPORT GROWTH DEFECT 1. The record is from RefSeq and is a predicted model, not a curated record. The transcript has 8 exons. Bases 121 to 1443 code for a protein of 440 amino acids. Gene Ontology annotation, biological process: vacuole organization; endosomal transport. Gene Ontology annotation, molecular function: ATP binding; ATP hydrolysis activity. Lineage: Eukaryota; Viridiplantae; Streptophyta; Magnoliopsida; Apiales; Apiaceae.